CCAUAUUUUAAAGACUCUUUCACACACACACACACACAGAGCCAGGGCGACGGCCAGUGGGUAGCACAGUCCAGUCCACGGCCACAGUCUCCUAGUCCUUUGCCAGAAGGAAACAACACCACCCCCAAAUUGAUUUAUUUAUGCCAAUGGCACAAAGCCGUCUUCUUUCUUCUUCUUGGGUCUUCCCUCUUCCAUCCAUCUUAAAUGCACGAAGCUUUUAAUGCCCCUUCAUUAUUAUCUGUGCAAUUAAUUUUGCCUUCUCCAACCACCUCUCUCUCUCUCCCUCUUUUUUUCCCUACAUCCAAAAGGAAUUCUGUGAACAUAAUUCCACCUACAUUUGAGAAGUAUCGGUCCACUUACACUACUACUCCUCCUCCUCCCCUCUCCUGAUUGUUACCAGUUCGUCCUUUCCAAGAUUUUGUCCUCCCCAUCCUUUUUCCAGCUUCUUUUCAUUUCUUCCUUGCCUCGGAAAUCUGUAAACCCAAAAAAAAAAAAAAAAGAAUUGCCAAGAAAAUAAUUCCUCUUAAUGACAUAUGGACACUUCCUGCCUAGGCUGUUUAUCCAGUUUUGUUGGGUAUUUAUCACAGAAUCUUAAACUUUGAGACCCCUUAAUUUGGAAAGUUUUCAAAAUGGGGUGGCCUAGUACCUUGCAUCUAGUGUUUCUUUCAUGGGCUUUGCUUGCCUCUACUACCCACCAGUUGCAAACCUACGAAAGGCAAAUUCUUCUCCAGCUGAGAAAGCACUUGGAGUACCCAAUUGAGCUGGAUGCCUGGCAGAAUUACUAUGGCGAUUUGUGUACCCUGUCUUCAACUACACAUAUGAGCAUCACAUGCCAGGACAACUCCGUCACCGAGCUCAAAAUCAUGGGAGAUAAGCUCGCUAAGGUCAGUGAAUUCAAUGGAUUUGCACUUCCCAACCAGACAUUGUCUCAGAGUUUCUCCGUUGAUUCUUUUGUUACUACCUUGACAAGGCUAACUAACUUGAGAGUUGUUAGCUUAGUGUCUCUUGGAAUGUGGGGACCCCUCCCUGAUAAAAUUCACCGGCUUUCUUCACUCGAACUCCUUGAUGUGAGCUCCAAUUUCUUGUUUGGUACCAUUCCGGCGCAGCUGUCUAGGAUGGUUAGGCUUCAUACUCUGACAUUGGAUGGGAACUUUUUCAACGACACCGUGCCAGAUUGGUUCGAUUCAUUGACAAAACUCACAGUCUUGAGCUUAAAGAACAACAGAUUGAAGGGUCAAUUUCCUUCUUCUCUCACACGAAUUACAUCACUCACUGACAUUAUUUUGUCCCACAAUGCACUUGCAGGCAAAUUACCUGAUAUGAGUGCUCUAACCGGGUUACAUUUGUUGGACUUGAGAGAAAAUCACUUUGAUUCUCAACUGCCCUCCUUGCCAAAAGGACUAACCACAAUUCUGCUCAGCAAUAAUUCUCUCUCUGGCGAAAUUCCACAAGAAUUAGGUGAGCUGCAGCAGCUUCAGCACCUUGAUCUUUCAAACAAUUUUCUGACCGGGACGCCCCCAAGUGAACUGUUUUCGCUGCAGAAUAUCAGUUACUUGAAUGUAGCAUCUAACGUGCUGAGUGGCUCACUUCCCCAACGCAUCAGUUGCGGAGACGCUCUUGGUUUUGUUGAUAUUUCAAAUAAUAGAUUCAUUGGCAGUCUUCCUUCUUGUUUGGACAGUAAUUCUGGGAAGAGAAUAGUUAAGUUCGGUUGGAAUUGCUUGUCCAUUGAUACCAAAAAUCAACAUUCUAAGUCAUUUUGUGAGAAAGCGGUGACCGUGACACAGAGCAAACGUUUCAGUGGAAAAGCAAUAGUGCUAUUGGCGGGCGUUAUUGGAGGAAUUUUGAUUAUUGUGGUACUUUUACUGGUUGGGCUACUCAUCUUCCGCAGAAGGCAACAGGCAAGAGGUGCACCCCCAGGUUUGCGCACGGUCCCAAAGGUUGUACAAGAUAACCCACCAUCUGCAAUUUCUUCUGAACUUCUUGCCAAUGCCAGAAUCAUUUCUCAAGCUGCAAAACUGGGAGCACAAGGAACUCCGGUAUAUCGUUUGUUCUCAAUGGAAGAGUUGGAAGAAGCCACAGGCCGUUUUGAUCAGUCAACGGUUCUGGGUGCAGGCUCAAUUGGGAAGAUUUACAAGGGACGAUUACAGAAUGGGAACUAUGUUGCAAUUAGGUCACUGGCUCUGCAUAAAAAAUUUCUGAUUAGGAACCUCAAGCUUCGGUUGGAUUUGCUAUCGAAGCUUCGCCAUCCACACUUGGUCGGCCUUUUAGGUCAUUGCAUUGAUGGAGAAGUGCAAGAUGACUCAACUGUAAACAGAGUGUUACUUGUGUACGAAUUUGUUCCUAAUGGAAACUUCCAUACUCAUCUUUCUGAGACCAGCCCAGAGAAGGUUCUGAAUUGGUCUGACAGAUUAGCAGUCCUAAUUGGCAUCGCCAAGGCUGUACAUUUUCUGCAUACAGGCGUAAUUCCACCUUCCACUUGCAACCGCUUAAAGACACGAAAUAUACUUCUUGAUGAGCAUCGGGUUGCAAAACUCAGUGACUAUGGUAUGUCCAUCGUUACAGAAGAUGUCGAAAAAUCUGAGGCAAGGGGAGAUGGCUCAAAGUCAUGGCAUAUGUCUAAGUUGGAGGAUGAUGUUUAUAACUUCGGAUUCAUAUUGCUUGAGUCCCUUGUGGGCCCUAUUGGAAAAGGAAAAGGGGAAGCAUUUUUGCUAAAAGAAAUGACGUCCUUUGGUAGCCAGGAUGGUCGGAGAAAGAUAGUGGACCCAAUUGUUUUGACAACAUCUUCACAGGAGUCGUUAUCGAUCGUCAUAUCCCUGACUAACAAAUGCAUAUCCCCUGAUUCAAGUCGUCCCUCGUUUGAGGAUGUCCUGUGGAACCUGCAAUACGCUGCUCAAGUCCAGGCCACAGCUGAUGUAGAUCAGAAAUCAGAUGCUGCAUCACUAUCAUAACCUGUAAACUGGGUUUCGAGUUCUUCCGCAUUUUUUCGGUUUAAGCACCACGACGUCGCAGCAGGUCUCAGCUAAAUGUGUUCACUGGCAGUGUUUUGAAAUCGUAAAUGCCCCGUCUUUUUGGCCUCUUGAUUAUUUGAUGUUAAAAUUGGCGAUGCUGCUUAAAAGAGUAAUUCCUGCGACAUUCUAUCCCCAGAAACGGCUUCACCAGCGGGAGAGAGUUAAAGGAGUCUGUAGGUUCUUCUUCUGUGUAAUCUUUUCUUUGCGCGGUAGGGAGUAGUAUAAUAUGCUGCUAGUAGAUAGCAGUGAAAGAUACCUAGUGUACAGACCGCGGUUUUUAAGCACUUCAAAACUUGACGAGGAAUUUGAUUACUUGCAGAUUCAAAUUGCCAUGUUAUUAUUAGUAGAGCAGGAGGCCUUUAUAAAAUGUAUGUACAUCUCUAUAUAGUACUUGCUACAACAGAAAAAUCCCAGGAGGUUACACCAUCUUUCCUCAUC
Messenger RNA from Coffea eugenioides, 3446 nucleotides. RefSeq names its product probable inactive leucine-rich repeat receptor-like protein kinase At3g03770. Gene Ontology annotation, molecular function: protein kinase activity; protein binding; ATP binding. The transcript has 7 exons. The record is from RefSeq and is a predicted model, not a curated record. Bases 630 to 2948 code for a protein of 772 amino acids. NCBI's taxonomy places the organism in Eukaryota, Viridiplantae, Streptophyta, Magnoliopsida, Gentianales, Rubiaceae. Gene Ontology annotation, biological process: protein phosphorylation.